Molecule: messenger RNA, 8999 nt
Organism: Vanessa atalanta (red admiral)
Lineage: Eukaryota; Metazoa; Arthropoda; Insecta; Lepidoptera; Nymphalidae
Gene: east
Exons: 10
Coding region: 642-7094 (2150 amino acids)
Source: RefSeq, a predicted model, not a curated record
AUAAUUACCGAUAUUGACUCUGGUGUAAGUUUUAUACCCAAAUCUGCAGCGUUGUUCAGGAUCCGCCCGGUUUUUCCGACAAAAAAACGUGCAAACGCGCACUGUGAACGCCACACGGUCGCCAUUUUGAAUAGCGAAUAGAGCGAUUGCUUGCUACAAGAGCAAUAAGAACUAUAUUAUUCGUUUCGAAGGAAACAUUAUGGCGGACGCCUGCAGACAUUUGGGCUUUUCAAAAAUCGUUUUCUAAGUUUAAUCGUGUGUUUUUAUUGAACUUUUUUGCAUAUUAUGGUGCAUUGAGUGUCUAAUUGACUGUUUAUUGUGGUUUUUGGCAGUUCCGUGGAAUAAAUUGGUGAGAUGGCAUUUCACAUUGAAGAAAUAAUGGCUCAAUAUUAUUAAAAUUCAAGUAGUAUAGAGGCCAAGUGUGACAACUCUAUACAAUCUUGAAAUAAUUACACAAGAGAAUAGUCUAAGAAUAUAAGACAUUAAAACUGUAAUAGGGCUGUGACAGAAGCCAGUAGUCGGGUCAAUUGUGUGUCUUUAUUCACCAAACAACAUACCAGACCCCUCUGACUCCCAACAGAGUUGAUAAACAACAACCUGAUGUCGGAAAAACAGAAUUAUCCCUCACUACACAUUCCAUCAUGAAAACUAAACAGGUUAAAGAAGAGACAGAUAAGAGCCUAGAUGAAGAAACAAUAGUUGAACCCAAGACUCGUGCCCGUAAAAAGGCCUCGGACCUCAACGAGGAAGAGAAAAGCAAACCUUCCCAAGAUGAACCGAAAACAUCCAAAGACCCCAAGAAAAAUGCACCCAAGCCUAAAGCAGUAGUCAAGAAAAGACCUCUAGGUAUUAGAAAGACAAAAACUUUGAGAAGAAAGAAAGUUGUAGCUGCAAAGAAAAAUGUCUUAAGACAAACAGUGACACGUACGAGGAAGGCUGGCAAAGCUGAAUCUGAUAAUUCUCAAGAUAAGGAAACCGUCCCAUUGAUACCUGCCGGAGAAAUAAAAAAGGAGCCUACAGAGGAAGUAACACCUAAUUCUAGGUCUUCGAGUCCCAAAACUGCUGGCAGGAGAGUAAGGCUUAGUUCUGAUAUGGUCAUGAUGAAGUCUGUCUUAGGUGACUCUCCAACCAGCUUAGUCUUAGGACCACGUACCAGCCCCUACUCUAUGCGCUCUGAAAGAAGCAAUAGUCCCUCACUUUUUGAAGGAAAAAACUUAAGGAGCGGGAAACCAAGGAAAGUAAAAAACAAUCUAUUAAAUGAGGUUGUAAUGAAAGAACAGAAAAAAAGACGGAGACUUCUCUCUGACUCAAAACCUUCAGAGGUUUCGGAGACUUCAGAAGAUUGUAAAAAAUUAAAAAGAGGACGUUCCUGCUCAAGGGAUGGCAGUGAAAUCUCUAAAUGCUCAGAUAUAACAGAAUCAGAUAUCAGCCUCAGCGAACCACUCAAUGAUAGUGAAAACAAGGAGCUCAGCAAAAGCUUAGAUAAAACUAAGACUGACCUAGAUAUAGAUAUUGAAAAUAAUGUACAGAUCUCUCCUAUUGGAAAAGUGCCUUCUCUUAGUGUUGACUCAAAAUUAACUGAAACCAAAACCGAUACAGAGCCUAGUUCUAUAGUAAAAGAAAAAGAUAAGAAAAAACUGAGCUUAAAAAGAAGUACUUCAUUAGACUCCGACAACAAUAACAGUAAUAGGAUUAAGUUAGAAAAUAUUAAUGUAUCAGACCUAGAAGACAAAUAUUUGCUGAAGACUGAUAAUGAUGCGCUUUUUGAAGAACGUAGUAGUAUAUUGACUAGUAUGUCGAAGACAUUUAAUUCAAAGGAGGUAUCUAAAAAUAUUAGGAAAGCCAGAAGAGGAAAGAAAGCAGCGACUACAUCAAGACCCAUUAACCAAUCUUCUAAGAAUGGUAUAACUAGUACAAUAACAAAUGACUUAGCCGAGGACAAGAAUGAAACUGUUGACACAUUAUCUAAAGAAAUCAGUGAUCUCAUCAAUGACUUGGACCAGAAUAUAGAUAGAGACCAAGAGAUGAUAAAUGAUAGUGUAAAUACUGAUCCAAUGACUAAGACCGUUCGUCAGUUCUACGGACAUUCAAAGCCAUUAGGAGAUAAUAAUAGCAUUAUUACACCUGAAACCCCAGUCAAAGAUAAAGAUGCAAUUUCAGCAAUAACAAAUGAAUGCACGCCGUCUAAGAAUGAUGAUAGUGAAAAUAUCCGCCUUCACUAUGAAGAAGAUUCUGCUGAGAAAUGUUCCGAAAAUAGACAAGAGAUAACUUAUAAAUGUAGCACAACAGUAGCCAGCAUAGACAAACUCAUGGAUAGACUUAAAGAAUUUGAAGAGUUUGACAAGAGAAGACAAAGACAAGAAUCAGAAUCUAAAUCAAAUGAUAGCAAGUCUGUGAUGGUAACAAAUGAUGUUGUUUUAAUACCAAAAUCGGGAGCAGACAUUAAACCUCUGAAAGACAUGCAACCUGUUAGAUCACCAGAAAAAUUAAUUGAAAAGGAAAAUGUGUUGAGUUGUUUUGAAAACAACUCAGCUAUUUCAAUAGUCAAAAGAGAUCAAGUGAGAAGGUCUAUUGAUGUAGAUCUUCCUAAUUCUGUCACAUUAAUAAAAAGGAAUAGUGUCAGCGCAAGAAAGGAAUCAACAAGUUCCAAUCAUUCAAAAGAAUCUGACGCUAUCAGUAUAUUUGAGAAGUCAUUGGGUAAGGAUGUGACUUUGACUGAAAUAAGGAAAUCGGUAGAGAAAGCAGCACCGACGCCGCAAAUCGAUUUACAUCAAUUCGCAACUUUACAUCCAAACAGCCCGAGUCAAGCUUUAGUUAGCGCACUCGACUCGAAUCAGAUAUCAAUAACUCCACGCAACAUAGAAUCGAAACUAAAUUGCAAUGAAGUGCAAAUAACUAAAAGGAAAUCAAGUGGUGGCUCUUCAUCGAGAAAAUCAUCGGACACGGGGAUUGAAUUAGAAGAGAAGAUGGCAACAAUAGAGAAAAUAAAGUCACCACCACAUCAAAUGAAAUCACCAGCGAUUUCAAUAACCCCUACGCCGGUUGCAGUAAAGUCACUCGAGGCUCCCCAACCUAUGGAAGCAGAGGCAUCCGCGCCUCCAUUAGAAACUGUUAAAGCUAUUCCUGAAGACAUAUCUUUGACCUCUGAAGUCCCAAAACUAGAUAGCGCUGUUGUAGAUUCUGCAAAAAAUAAAACUGAAACCACCAACGUUGAAAUUAAACCUGAGUCACAACCGACCCAAAAGACAGAAAUAAUUGAAAAACCGACUACGGAACCAAUUAUAGAGACAGAGAAAAAGGAGGCAGAAAAGGUAGAACCAGUUCAACCAGAGAUUAACGUUAAGAAAGAUGAACCAAUCGAACCCAAGAUCGAAGAAACAAAACCGAAGGUUUCAAAAGUAAAAUCGGCACGUAAUUCUACAGAAAACUUGCCGGGACCAAGUAAUGUUCUUCAAGAAACACCUGAAAGUCAGAAGAGAAAAGAGAAUGUACUUAGAACUCUAGGAUUGCUGACACACAAAGCUGCAUCUGAGGCUAAGAUAGAGAAAUUAAAGGAGAAGGAACGUAUAUACGGUAUGAAUUACUGCGGUGUUAUGGGCAAGGGUAAAUCUGGGAAGUCUGAUUACACUGGUACUCUGAAAACUGUGAUAAAGUUGAGUCGUGGCGCUGGCGAGAGGGACAAGAAGAAAUACAGGAGUUCAUUGAAGAUGACCUUCCAGAAGAGCAAAAGCAGAUCUGGCAGACCACAGCUAGAAGUAGGCGACACGGGCAGCGAUGAUGACGCCUUCUACACCAUCGAACGACGAGAGGGCGGCGCAAACGCAGCAUCAGAGGGUGGGCACAGAAAGUCUCAUUACAGUAAUCGGCUUAACAACCAUGAUGCAGAAGCAGUUCCCGAGCCUGAACCCAAGGAGACACUUAAUCUGGUUAUUCCGGAGAAAGCUUCAUCGUUCAGCAUCCACCCUGGGAGGCUUUGUAUGGACCAAUGUUUCUACUGCGGGGGCAAGUUUGGGCUUUUCGACACGCCCUGUCAUAUCGCGCAAAUGAAGAGCAGCGAAAGACAGAGGAAGGUUUUAGACAACGAGGAGAAGUUGACAAUCGACAGCUGCCUGUGCGACGCGUGCUACCGCCACGUGGACCGGCGCGCCAACUGCCCCUCGUACCGCAAGCGGCCCGUGGCGAAGCCCCCGGACACGCCACAGCCGCCCGAGCCGCCCACCGCCGCUGGUAUGGAGAAGGUACCGACGAGUCCUCCGCCGGAGGAGGAGAGUGAGGAGGAGGCGGGCGCGGGGGCGGUCCGCCUGGCCACCUGCCACGCCACCGCCUGCCUCGUGCCAGCCGACCACUCCAUACGACGCAAGUGGCUCAUCAAGAUGCGCUCCAGUGUCAACAAGCUGCUGAAGCUGGACUGCGACUACCCGGGCCUGCACACGAUCCCGCUGUGCGCGGAGCACCACCGCGUGCUGGCGCCGCUCAUGGCCUGCGCGCUGUGUCGCCGCCGCCUCACCAAGCACCACAACCUGCACUUCAUACACCACGGCUACACCGAACUGAAUCCAUUAUUUAAAGAAGCGGGAAUUCCAGUGGAAUUCAAUGAACGACCUGUACUUUGUAAAGUGUGCCGCUACUUCUGUACGCUUCUGCAGCGGCCGGGACACAAUGACAAGCAUGCCAAAGCGUACACUCGCAAACUCCUUCUAAUAUACAACGUAGAAAUACCACCUGAAUUACACCAAGAAGUAGAUGAUAGUAAAGUUCUAGAAGAUUGUAAUACUAGUGCAAGCAAACAGAAGAAGAAAGCACGCACUAAAUCUAAGCAGAGAAAAUCUACAGAACCAGAAAAGCCCGAUAGCGAAUCUUCUGAGAGGACAAUCGAAAGUUCUCCAGAAAAAGAAAAAGUAAAAGAAGACAAUAUUGCAGAAGAUCCUAAAUCUACCCAAGCACAACCUUUAGCAGAAGAUAUUGAAAGUCUCAUAUCGUCAAAUAAAAUUCCAGUUCCAGGAGCUAAACCCACUGAGAGCAAUCCUCAAAGUGACGCCUCCGAAACUGACAUGGUAUCUGAUGUAGAAAUGCCUCUGCUACCUUUAGACAAACAGACAGAACUGAGAUAUCUUCUUCAAAAGCAAAACAAUCCAGCGCAAUUCCAACAGAACAAAUUGACAAAUUUAACACAGAAACAAAGAAAUAUUCUCAAAGUGCACAGUCUUGGCAUACAAAAGCCGGGACAGCAGCACAGAAUAAUUGAUAAAAACGCAAAGAGAGUGCAUAAAAUAGGUCAAAUCGUCACACAUAAGGACAAAACUAGUAAAAAAGAAAGCGAAGUUGAAAUGUUCGAAAUAGACAAAUCGAAAGAGAUCACUAUAUUGAAAAAUAUAUCGCUCAAUGAUGAGUGCACGAUAGAGACGAUACCCAAUAAGAAGCCAGCUGAUAUUAACACACUUAAAAACAAAUGGCAGAUGUCAGAAAGUUUUACACAAGUUAAGAAAAAUUUGAGUGAAUUAUCUAAGAAAUUGCCAGCUGACAAAGAUUCAAAGAAACACUCAGAUUCAAAAUACUCAAAUCCUGUUAAGAGGUUGGAAACGAAUCCAUCUAUAUCAGUAAGAGAACUUUUCCCCGGUGAGGAGGAAAUGAAUUUGCAGUGUAAUAUAGAAUUCAACAAUGUCAAAGGUGUGACUCCAGAAGGUUGGGAGAAGUGUAACACGAUGAUUCAAUAUGACGUGGAAACUAGAAAACUUUGGACCGAAUUACAGCGGCCAUACGGAAAUCAGUCGAGUUUCUUACGACAUUUGAUCUUAUUAGAAAAAUAUUUCCGUAGCGGUGAUCUUAUUUUAUCUCACAAUGCGUCGCCGCACGCAGCAAACUAUAGCACGUCAAUACAAAGUAGACUCCGAGCUUACGACAACUUACCUCCUGAAACCUCGCGACGCGAAUCCGUGAGCUUAAUUGAGUUCCGUAAGAAACCUUCAGUAAAUGGAAAAAGUUUGCUAAAAUCCAAUCAAAAUUCGGAAGAGAAAGAUCCUAAAAAGUUCAUGCCUCCACCUGGAAAUCUUCCAAAAGCUAAAUCAAAAACGGAAAAGAAAACCAAGGCAUUACCGCCGGAAUUAAUAGCAAUUAAUACUCCAAACGCUCAAGGCAGGAAGGCAAUACAAAAUGUCUUGCACAAUAUUCAACAAUUAGUUAAAGGUGUCUCGGCGUCUGACCCUACAGAAGUAGCGGCCGCACCGUUACCUCCACCCAAGUUUGAUCCCCCUAAAGAAAAGAAAGAAAUGCCUGGGUUAAAGUUUGAACCCAUAAAGGAAAAGAAAGACAACACUAAACUAGACAAAGAAAAGAAAGAAGCAACAAAGUCUGAUACGCCCAAAAAGCAAAAGGCUAACAGCAAAGGUUGGAGACCGACUCUUAUGCCCAUAACACCAGAAAACUUAGCCAAAGUCGCUCGGGAACCCUUAAAGCUUGCUGUAGACGGACACAGUCUUCCAAGUUUGGUGCAAGUUUUAUCAGCAGGCAACCGAUACCACAUUACAUUCGAGGAUUACAACAAAAUGUGCCUCAUCCGCCGGGAAAGACAGCAGAGAUUGCAAGAAAAAGAAGCAAAAUCAAAGAGACCAUCUAUCGAAGAGACCACAGUUGUUACAGAAAUACAAACUGCAACAAUGCUUGGUAAUGGUGGAACAGUUGUUCAAAAUUUCACCACUGAAAAGGAUACUGAUAAAAAAGAAAUACCAGACUUACAAAUCGGUACGAAUGCUGCUACGAUACUGAAGAAUGUAGGUCUUAAGAAUAUCACAAUAGCUCCUAUUCCUCCAAAGACGGCGACCGUGACGUCCCAAACCAUAUCUACGGCUGUCUCCUCACCGUCAUUGCUGGUCACCACGCCUAUUAAAAUCCCUCAAUUGGGCCCAGCCGUGUCCAUUACGAGUGAAACAGUGUUUACACCUAAUAUACCAAUAAUGACCCCAAGUCAAAUGAUUUUACCUAAGAUUCCAAAAUCGCUAACAGUGAUACCGCAGACUAUGGUCUCAAAUCAAGGAGUCGUGGUCCCCGUGGCGACGACCGCUCCCUCUCAAGCGGUGAUAACUGAGCAGCGACCAUAACGAAACCUAAUAUUCGUGGUUGUAUAGUGACCACCGAUCGCGACUUCGAAGCCAGCAGACUGAUGGUAGUGUAAUACUACUCGCAAGAGAGAUACGUUAGAUUAGAUGAGAUCCCUUGAGGAAUACGGUGAUAGUGUGAUUUAGUUCCCAAAUAUUGAGUGAUUCGGUCUGUGCUUGUCGCGUGUGACUCCUAAAUUAUUAACAAAUCCUAUUUUCGUAAUUAGUGAUAUGCCUCGGAUGUGUUCGUGACGGGGGCGCAGCAAUAUGUAAGUGAGAGCACCAGAAAGCCUUAACUGUGUAUAUAUUAGUGUAGGAACGUCGACUUCAUGAGCUGUGAAUAUUGGUGACGAGGAUUGUGUUGAAUAUAUUGUAUUGUAGUACUCUGAUUUAUUAGUUAUUAUAAUUGUUUGUGCAAAUGAUAUGGGGAAGUCUGUUUAUCUCAUCGCUCUAUUUAUUGAUUAUUAUUUAUUUAAUUUCAUUAAAUUAAAUUACGCACACUUUAUUUAUUUCUUUGGUUUUUCACUUAUCAUAAAACCACACCAUUUAUAAAAUAAAUUAAAGAUAAUGUACGUGAUAAAGCCAUCUAGACAAUCAAUUAAAUAGCAUCCCUAAAAUAAAAUCACCGACACAGAUUCAAAAUUCUCUAGUCAGUUUAGAAAAUGCAUUUAUAAUUUAUUUAUCACAAUGGAAUCAUUACAAAACUUCGUAUCAUUUGCAUGAAAAUAGACAAUUACUUUUAUGUAUACAGGAUGAUGUUAUAAGUGAUCACAUUAUAUUUGGCUGUACAUACUAAAUUGUUUUUUAUUCCCAUUUUUAAAUAUAACCAAAUUCCUCAUUUAGAUAUUUACCAAAUAGCAUGUGAUCACUUGAAACUAUUGAAUAUGUAUAGUGUGUAAUUAUAGUUUGGAUAUCAUUGAAGCAUAUUUUGUAAUAAUAAUGUUUCGUAGAAACUAAUUCACAUAUUGAUAGUGUAGUGCACUAAACCAAACCCAAAAUGUGGACAAUAUGUGAUCCAAGAGAGUAUAUUGUAACUAGAUCAUGUAUCUAAGUGCGUGAUACUCUGUGAAUGUUCACGUUAUCAGCAAAAUUAAUUAUCCAUUUGUAUCGGAACAAAACACAUAAUAUGACCAAUUUACUGUGCAAAUUUAUUCCAUAAGUGUAUUUUCCAUAGUGUAAAGUAACCGAACCGUGAGUGAUCCAGUGCCUGACGGAACUUUGAAACAAAAUUAUGUCACAGAAGUUGCACUCUGUAAAUAAAACACGUGGAAAAAUACUGUUUUAUAUUUGGUAAAGCUCAUGGUUGAGAAAAGUAAGUUAAACAUAUAUCUAUUGUUGAGAAUUACUAGUAUUUUAUUUUUGGUCAAAUAUCUUAGGAUUACGAACCAAUGUUAACGAUUAGAUGUACAGGACGUGUGUUAAGGCGAUGCUUCUCGUAUACACCGGCGCCACACAUUCGACACAGCACAGUCACAUCCAUACACGUCGCGGUGGUCAAUAUUCGCGCACUUCGUAUUGUUUUUGUAUAAUUCAUACCAAGUCACGAAGGUUUGAGCCGCAGCAUGUGUAGCGCCGGCAUAAUGGUCUCAUUUAACUAUAUUCAAAGACUUUGAUUUUAUGAUCUGUAUCAUUAUGUUAAGGAAACAAUUAAAGAUAUUCCAUAAAUGAUAGAAUAUUUUUUUAAGAAAUAGUAUUACAUGAUAUAUUCGCAUACGAUGUAAUUUUUGUGUUUUCAGUUUCUGAUAUAUAGAAGUAAGUUCGGAACGAAAUCAAAAGACAUUGUUUCCUUAACAUUCGAUAAAGAUUAUUUUAAAUUGUUCAAAAAAUAUGGAACAGGGAUCUGUAUAUAUUCAAACAAAUAAGUGUUAAUCAGAGUAAAGGUAACUAUUUUUAUAUUAAAAAAAAAAA